This is a messenger RNA of Striga asiatica, 339 nucleotides long. NCBI's taxonomy places the organism in Eukaryota, Viridiplantae, Streptophyta, Magnoliopsida, Lamiales, Orobanchaceae. The record is from the annotation of a GenBank genome assembly.
AUGACCAAAAACACUCUCAACAGUCCCACGACACUCAACAACGGAUCGGAGACCUUUGAUCCGGGCGAUACUUCUGGGAAUCUAAUUCACGACACAGAAUUUCCGAUUUUGGAUCGACAUAUCCAUCCAGUAAGUAAGCGCCCAAAAACUCGCAAACGAACUGGAGAUCCCUUAGAUCAACAAAUCCCGCUGAUCCCACCACAGAAAUCGGCAUCGGCAUCAGUUCAAGAGUCGCAGCCACGCAAAUGGACAUUUAAGGACAUGUCAAUAAACACAGGAACCAUGUGGAGAUGGAUCCUGAGGAUAGCGAGAAGGAAACGGAGGAGGAAGAGGAUGUGA